Messenger RNA from Microbotryum saponariae, 2375 nucleotides. Lineage: Eukaryota; Fungi; Basidiomycota; Microbotryomycetes; Microbotryales; Microbotryaceae. The record is from the annotation of a GenBank genome assembly.
AUGGAUCUCACUUCGUUAACAGGUCGCCUCGAGGCGCUGCGGCUGCUCAGCGGCGAGAACAAGCCCGCCGCUGCGGCUGCUUCGUCCGGGCUGCAGACCUACUUCUUCACGCCCAAGUCCGGCUCCAAGCACCCGUCCCACGCCGACCAGGAUCUCAAGCUCGUCGUUGUCACGCUCGAACCCGAACAGAACCUCGGUCCCGCCAAGGCGCUCGCGACCCAGGUCGGACUCAAGGACAUGAGGGCCAUCGCAGCCGCCGACCUCGAGAAGCUCUUGGGCCGCAAAAGGGAGCAGGGUACGUUCUUGCGACUAUUCCACUCAAGUCUCAGUUGUGAGAUAUACAGCAUCACUACUGAACGCAUUCCACGUGUGUGACAGCCUCGCCGCUCUCGGUGCCGCCCCAGUUGGUCGCCUCAACGCUCCUGAUCACCUCGUCCUCACUCACAAGCUCGAGCGAGACCUUCUCGGUGCUGUCACCCAUCGACCCGGCCACGACCUUGUCCGUAUCGGCGCAACAGGUCCAGCAACUCAUCAAACAGCUCGAGGAGGAGGGUGCUGCGGUCAAGGCGGUCGAUUUCCAGGCCAAGGCGGCCCAAGCUGCGUUAGUCCAGACUCGGGGCCGCGACCCAGGUAGAUGUUUUUGGUGACUGACACAAUGUUUCGUCGCCAUGACGAACAGGACUCCUGCUGCUCCUGCUGCCAAGUCGACCCCGGCUCGUGGAGGGUCGACAAUCGCCGAAAAGGAAGCCGCCGCACUGCAGGGCAAGAAGGACCUUGAGGGCAAGUCAGGUGUCCAACUCGGGUUGACCAUCCGCAAGGAGCAAGCCGUCUUUGGCGACUGGUACUCCCAGACCUUGAUCAAAGGUGACAUGCUCGACUACUACGACAUCUCGGGCUGCUACAUCCUCAAGCCUUGGUCGUACGGCAUCUGGCAGACGAUCCAAAACUUUUUCGAUGCCGGCAUCAAGGAGCUCGGCGUGCAAAAUGCCUACUUCCCGAUGUUCGUUUCGAGCAAAGUAUUGGAGAGGGAGAAGGAUCACAUUGAAGGCUUCGCUCCCGAAGUCGCUUGGGUUACUAGGGCGUAAGUUGCUUUCGCCUCGCUGGAUGCACGAAGCUUCUAAAGCUGACCAAAUUUUCCGCGCAGUGGCCAAUCCGACCUCGAGGAGCCGAUUGCCAUCCGCCCCACUUCGGAGACCGUCAUGUACCCUUACUAUGCCAAAUGGAUCCGCUCGCACCGAGAUCUCCCGCUCAAGCUGAACCAGUGGAACUCGGUCGUGCGCUGGGAGUUCAAGAACCCCCAACCGUUCUUGCGCACGCGCGAGUUCCUCUGGCAGGAGGGCCACACGGCUUUCCUGACCAAGCCCGAGGCCGACACCGAGGUGCUGCAGAUUUUGGACCUCUACCGACGCGUGUACGAGGAGCUUUUGGCCGUGCCCGUCAUCCCCGGUGUCAAGUCUGAGAAGGAAAAGUUCGCCGGUGGUCUCUACACGACCACGGUAGAGGGCUUCAUCCCGACUACCGGUCGCGGUAUUCAGGGAGGAACGUCGCAUUGUUUGGGCCAGAACUUCUCUAAAAUGUUCAACAUCUCGGUCGAGGACCCGGAGAACAAGGGGGACAAGCUGCACGUGUGGCAAAACUCGUGGGGUCUGUCGACGCGCACGAUCGGUGUCAUGGUCAUGGUUCAUGGUGACGACAAGGGCUUGGUCUUGCCCCCGCGCGUCGCGCAACUACAGGUCGUCAUCGUUCCCGUGGGUAUCACGGCCAAGACGACAGACGAGGAACGAGGCCAGGUCUACGAGGCGUGCCAGUCCGUUGAGAAGGAGCUGAAGGCCAAGGGCAUCAAGGUCCGCUACGAUGACCGAGAAGGCUACACCCCGGCUUUCAAGUACAACGACUGGGAGUUGAAGGGUGUCCCCGUGCGUUUGGAGUUGGGCCCCAAGGAUCUGAAGGAGAAGUCCGUCGUUGCCGUCCGCAGGGACACGGGCAACAAGUCCAAACUCGUCAUCAAGGACCUCACCCAGUCGAUCCCCGAUCUGCUUGACACGAUCCACGACGACAUGCUCAACAAGGCGCGCGGAGAGUUCAACGAUCACAUCACCGUCAUCGAACGAUGGGAGCAGAUCGUGCCGACGCUGAACAAGAACCACGUCGUCGUGUUGCCGUGGUGCGAGAUCGAGGCGUGCGAGGACGAGAUCAAGAAGCGGUCCGCGCAGGAAUCGGUCGAAGGUGCAGAGGACGAAAAGGCCCCUUCGGCCGGGGCCAAGAGCUUGUGCAUCCCCUACGACCAGGCGAGGUUCGGUGAUGUCAAGGGCAAGAAGUGCCCGCAAUGUGGCGAGGAGGCCAAGAGGUGGACUCUGUUUGGCAGGAGUUAUUAG